UCAACGUUGUUUUUGGUUAGCGCGUUGCACACACGUGGUGAUUGUUAUUCAAUUUUAAUUAUAAAUUAAGUGCAGAUACGUUGAUUUAAAGUGCUAAAUAUGAAGAAAGUGAAAAAAAGUCUUAGGGCCCCUGAGCCUGAGCCGUCAGAUUCAGAGGAUGAUCUAAAUCCAGAAAGUCAUAAAAAGUCACUGGAAAAUAUGAAAAAGACCGACCCUGAUUUCUAUUCCUUUUUGGAAGAGAAUGAUGAGGAUUUGCUCAACUUUGAUGUGGAGUCUGAAAACGAUGCCUCUGAUGUUGAGAAUGAAGAUGACGAAUCUAUACACAAGCCUGCUCCACUGCAGGGGGACAGUGAUGAAAGUGAUUAUGAGGAUGAAAGUGCUAAGCCUGUAAAAGGAAAAAUUACUUUAAAAAUGGUUCAACAAUGGCAAUCUGAACUUCAAAGUGAAGGCAAAAUUAAACUGGCUUCACUUACUAAUGUUAUAAAGGCUUUCAACGCUGCUAUGUUGAGGGUCACCAGUGAAGAUGGUACUUCUGACGGUGAAUACAAGGUUGAAGGCUCAUCUGUUUUCAAUGCUGUAAUACAGAUGUGUGUCCUGUAUUUACCUUCUGCCAUCAAAAAGUACUUGGGCCUUGAACAAUCAGGGAAAGACCCACAGAAAUGCAAACACUUUGUUAAGCUUAAAGGACCCCUGCUAGCCUAUUUAAAUGACUUACUGAAGUUACUGGGUGGGGUCACUUCUGAGAAUAUUCUUACUGUCCUAUUGAAGCACUUACAUCAAAUGUCCAUCUAUGUGGCAUGCUUUAAUAGAAUAUCUAAACAAGCUCUCAAGAAAUUGAUUAUACUGUGGAGUACUGGUGAAGAAACAGUGAGAGUAUUGGCUUUUCUGUGCAUACUCAGAAUCACUAGAAACCAACAAAGUAACUUGCUCGAUCUGGUCCUAAAAGCGAUGUAUAUGACAUAUGUGAAGAACUGCAAGUUUGUAAGCCCAUCCACAUGGCCAGGAAUCAACUUCAUGAGAAGAUCUUUGGUGGAGAUGUUUACUUUGGAUUUGAAUGUUUCAUAUCAACAUGUAUUUCUGUACAUCAGACAACUGGCGAUACAUUUGAGAAAUGCAAUUGUUGUACAGAAAAUUGAAAACAGACAAGCAGUUUAUAACUGGCAAUUCAUCAAUUCUGUUCACUUGUGGGCAGAUUUGUUAGCUUCAACAUCAAAUAAACCUCAAUUGCAGCCCUUGGUAUAUCCUCUUGUAAUGGUCAUAACAAACACCAUCAAGCUCGUGCCCACACACCAAUAUUAUCCUUUGAGAUUCCAUUGUGUUGACAUCUUGAUUAAUUUAUCCAAAGAGUCUAACACAUUCAUACCAAUAUUACCAUUCCUUGUAGAGGUUUUAACAGCCUAUGACUUCAAUAAGAAACACAAAAAAGCCUCAAUGAAACCAUUGGACUUUUCUUGCAUUUUGAGACUGGCAAAAUCACAGCUCACAGAGAAUGGAUUUAAAGAUUCUGUGAUAGAGCGACUUUAUGCUCUUUUAUUAGAAUACACUGCAAAUGAAUCACAUUCAAUUGCCUUCCCAGAUAUCAUGCUGCUUGCUAUUGUUCAGAUUAAACAAUUUCUGAAGACAUGCUCUGUCUCCAACUAUACAAAGAAAAUGCGACAGCUGCUAGAAAAAAUUGAAGAAAACUCAAAAUUUAUAGAGAAAGAAAGAUCCAAAGUGACUUUUUCCCUAAAUGAUAAUAAAAUGAUUACAGCAUGGGAAUCAAGCAUUCGAACUAAAGGUACUCCUCUAUUAACAUUCUUUGAGAGCUGGAACAAGGUAAACAAGAUUCAAAAACGCAAAAAGAUCACUAAGAAUGAUGAGCUAGCUGGAGAGCUACCAGUUAUAAAGAGACCUAAAAUAUCUGAGGAACAAGUAAGUAAAGUAAGGAAAGAAAAGAAUGGUCCAAUGGUACUGUUCCCUUCAGACAGCGAGGAUGAAAGUAACAACUUUAAAAUCGAUGAUGAGAAUGAACCACCUGCAAAGGUUAAGAAAGUCAAAAAAACUAAAACAUUAAAAAAGAAGAAACUUGACAGGAAAGUUAGUAUGGAUGAUGAAGAGGACAGCUUUGUUAAUAAAGAUGAUAUUGUUCAAGAUUUUAGUGUUACUGAUUGGUAA
Molecule: messenger RNA, 2154 nt
Organism: Ostrinia furnacalis (Asian corn borer)
Lineage: Eukaryota; Metazoa; Arthropoda; Insecta; Lepidoptera; Crambidae
Gene: Noc2
Product: Nucleolar complex protein 2
Exons: 6
Coding region: 100-2154 (684 amino acids)
Biological process (GO): negative regulation of transcription by RNA polymerase II; ribosomal large subunit biogenesis
Cellular component (GO): Noc2p-Noc3p complex; nucleoplasm; Noc1p-Noc2p complex
Molecular function (GO): histone binding; transcription corepressor activity
Source: RefSeq, a predicted model, not a curated record